GUGAUCGCAAAGCGUGCGCCACGAACUCGACGACCAUGCCCUUCUCGGACCGGCGCCACCCCGCGGGCAUCCAGCUCCAAGUUCGCCGCCAGCUGCGCGCGGUCGAGCACGCGGCCAGCGCCGACGACGACAAUGCCAUCGCGCUCGAGCUCCUUGAUACGAUGCACAAGCUGGCGCAGCACUCCGUGACGCUCGCCGACGUCGCCCGCUGCCAUGCGCGCGUGAACGAGCACGCGACAACGUCGUCGAGCGCCCACGCCGCCUUUGAGGCCGCGCUGCUCGAGCUCACGGGCGACGUCGCACUGAAGCAUCUGCAGGACGCGCUGCAGCACCUUCUUCGCGUCGGUGCAUUCGUGCCCGUCGCGCUGCGCUACUGGAAGCGGCAGAUGAAGCAGCCAUUGCACCUUGCGCUCCUCACUGCGCCCGACAAGCUGUGGCAGCCCACUGACAUUGUCCCGACCGAAGAGAAGAUCCGAGCGCUCGAAGAGUCGUACGAUCAGCACCUCACGAGCAUUGGUCUGCUCAAGCAGCUGCUGCUUGCGCUCCAGCACGCGGACGCGCGCCGGUACCAGAUUCUCGUGCACCAGUCGUACCGCGUGCUUCAACACGUCUACGCCACAUCCAGUCUGGUCAAGCCGCAGACCGAGGCGUCGCUCAUGGCGCCGCCGCCGGCCAAGCACGUCGUCACGCUCGAGAGCCUUCCGCGGGAUGUGGUCUCAACCGCCGUCUUGCUCGAGUACCUCGAAGAGCUGCCGACAACGCAAGCCAUGUACACGACGGCGCUCAACGAGACGCUUCGGCCGUGCCAGAUCCCGCACUUUCUGCGGCGCCGGUGGUGGCAGCUGUCGUUGGCCGGCCUCGGUGCGCUCGCCGGUGCCUCGUACCUCGUCAAGAACCGCCAAGCGCUUGGUCAGUGGAUGCAGACGGUGCAAAAUGCCGUCCGUGAGUUCGUCGUCGACCAUUUGGUGACGCCGCUGAGCGCGAUCGUUGGCGAAGUCAUUUUGAACAAGAAGGCGUGCAUUCAAGACCCGCGCGCGUUGGAAGACUCGCGCGAGAGCUUGCAGCGUAUGCUGGCGGACUUUAUUCGAGACACGGACCCGUCGUUGCCGCCGUCGCAGCAGCUCGCUUUGGCCCAAGCGAUGGACAUGUCGGUCGUCUCGCUCCAGUUCGAAAAGGAGCUUCCCCGUGCCCUCAAAAACAUCGUCACGGGCGAUAUCGUGCGCAUGAUGCUCAUCCAGGUGCAUUCAAUUUAUCAAAAAGAGCUCAUGGUGGCCAUGAAAGCCAUCGAUGAGCUCAUGGACGCGAACCAGCUCAACCUCCAAAUGAUGGCGACCGUGCCCAUGUUCCUCGUCGCCGGCGGCGUCUACGCGCUCGUCUCGCGCCUCUCGUCGACGUUUCUUCGCUUUACGAGCGCGCGCAUUUACGACGACCCGGCGACCGUCGCCACGACGAUGCGCUACACGCUGCGCGAUAUCGAGCGGCUGCUCAACAUGCAAAACACCACCGCGGCGCCAGGCCACGGCGCAUCCUUGGGCGUCCGGGACCUCGGACUCCUUGUCGUGCUGCUCAACGACCUCCGCAGUCUCUACGACCGCAACCGCGGAUACUUUGAUGAGGACGAGCAAAAGCGGUUCGAGGAAGACCUCUCGGACCUCGUCGGCGACCAGAUGCUCGUCGCGCAGCAGCUCGCGGUGAUCCAGCGCAUGCACCACAGCCACUCGUUUCUGAUGGUGCAGGACGUCCACGCCAAGUGGUUCCAGUAG
Molecule: messenger RNA, 1763 nt
Organism: Saprolegnia parasitica CBS 223.65
Lineage: Eukaryota; Oomycota; Saprolegniomycetes; Saprolegniales; Saprolegniaceae
Exons: 13
Coding region: 36-1763 (575 amino acids)
Cellular component (GO): mitochondrial outer membrane
Source: RefSeq, a predicted model, not a curated record